UCUCACAUAUUCCAUUUUAUAUCUAUAAAAUCCUCGACAAUAUAUAUACAUGGAGGGUCUCCGGUGUUACAAUUUCCUCUCGGAAGGCGAAUUCAUGCUACAAUUACUAACUCCAACCACCACUUCACCACUAGCACUCGAUAUCUCAGAAUCGAGUCACAUGAGGAUCCAACGACUCAUAAACGAAAACCCUGUGGUCAUAUUUAGCCGUAGCACAUGUUACAUGUGUGACGUGAUGAAACGAUUGUUUUAUUCUAUCGGUGUGUACCCAACUGUCAUCGAGCUAGAAGAACAUGAAGUAAAUGACCUUGCGGCCUUUUAUUGUGGUGAUGGUAGUGUCGAAGAAGGCGUCGCUCCGGCGGUGUUCAUAGGUGGAGCUUUUGUUGGUGGUCUAGAGAAGCUUGUGGCAAUCCAUUUGAGUGGCCAACUUGUUUCAAAACUAGUGGAAAUUGGUGCUCUUUAGGGUAUGUAUGGUGAUUGAUUUGCUAGUCCUAUAUGAUGGGAAUUAUUGUAAGUUGCUUUAUAUGCGAAAGAUAUAUAUAUUGUUUGUACUUAAGGUUUUAUUUUGCAUUCCCUUGGUAGUCAUUGUACUUUGUAAGUUAUGUUCUAAUUUAAGCCAUUCCAAUAAAGCUUAAUGUUCCAAUACUA
This is a messenger RNA of Erigeron canadensis, 648 nucleotides long. Its product is annotated as glutaredoxin-C6-like. Bases 50 to 463 code for a protein of 137 amino acids. The record is from RefSeq and is a predicted model, not a curated record. Lineage: Eukaryota; Viridiplantae; Streptophyta; Magnoliopsida; Asterales; Asteraceae. The transcript has a single exon.